CCGCACAGCGGGCUCGCCUGCCCGGGGCUCGCCUCUGCCCAGCUCGGCCCCGCCGCCGCCGCGCUCUCCCCGGGGCGGGCGCGGCAGGCGAGUCCGCUUAGCUGCGGUAGCCAGGCUAAUCGGGGUUGAUGGCAAGUGUCUGGAGGGAGCUAGGGUCAUCGUAGUGUCUACUGAAUUUGUCAGGAAGCGCCUCUGGGUGCUCUUCUGAAGCACGGAGGGAACUCAGAGACUGCUCAUCCCCGUACUUCCGUCUGAUGGUCACUUCCGGGCACUUGUCUCCCUUCCCCCCAUUUCUCAUCUCUGUGAUAUACUUUCCCCUCGUCUCCUUCUGUGUUUGAGUGGUGAAUGCACCUGUAGCUUUGCUCCUGGGGGAUAUCUUAUCAGAAACAGCCCGACCUUCGAGGUACCAUUGAGCACCCUUCUCUACCCCUUGCUCAAGGACAUAGACAAGGUGACAUUGUCCUGCCCCCUUAUUACCAACCAGAGGAAGAUGAUGAGAUGCCCUUUAUCUGCUCACUGUCAGGAGACAAUGGAAUUAUGGGCUGUCACGAAAUACCCCCACUGAAGGAGCGAGGCCAUGAGUGUUGUUUGGACAAGGAUGAUUAUUAUUAUUACAAUUCAGUCCGGCAAGAGUUCAAUAUCAGUGGCAUGUGUGUGAACUGGAACCAGUACUACAAUGUGUGCCGCACUGGCAAUGCCAACCCUCACAAGGGUGCCAUCAACUUUGACAACAUCGGGUACGCCUGGAUUGUGAUAUUUCAGGUGAUCACACUGGAAGGGUGGGUGGAGAUCAUGUACUAUGUUAUGGAUGCCCAUUCCUUCUACAAUUUUAUCUACUUUAUCUUGUUGAUAAUCGUGGGCUCCUUCUUCAUGAUCAACCUGUGCCUGGUGGUCAUCGCCACGCAGUUCUCAGAGACCAAGCAGCGGGAGCACCAGCUGAUGCAGGAGCAAAGGGCCCGGUACCUCUCCUCCAGCACCGUUGCCAGCUACAUGGAGCCAGGAGACUGCUACGAGGAGAUCUUCCAAUAUGUCUGCCACAUCCUGCGCAAGGCCAAGCGCCGCACCCUUGGGCUGUACAACAGCGUGCAGAGCUGGCGCCAUGGCCACGCGCAGGAGCCCGGCGAUGCCAAACCCGGCGUGAACAGGAAAAGCCAAAGGCACUACAGGCUUUGCCAGCAGCACAACUCUCUUGACUGUGCUCCUCAGGGCUUAGUCCAGCCCAUUGCUGUGACAGUAACCUCUGAUCCCACCAACUGCCCCCGAUGCCACAGGGAAGAGCACGAAGCAUCCAGAAGGCUCUCAGCCCUGGAUAGCACUGGACCAGACCAGGAGGAUGGAGGAGUCAGUGAAGGGGAGGGAGAGGGCAGCCAAGAGGACCAGGGUGCCUCGGCUCUGGAGGAGGAGGUGGAAGAAGGAGGAUGGCUGAAGCUCUGCCGUGACAUGUGGCAAGAAGUGAGGGUCAAGCUUCGAGUGAUUGUGGACAGCAAGUAUUUCAACCGUGGGAUCAUGAUUGCAAUCUUAGUGAACACCAUUAGCAUGGGCAUUGAGCACCAUGAACAGCCAGAGGAAUUGACCAACAUCUUGGAGAUCAGCAAUGUUGUCUUUACAAGCAUGUUCGCCCUGGAGAUGAUCCUGAAACUUGCUGCUUUCGGUCUCUUUGAUUACCUUCGCAACGCCUACAACAUCUUUGACAGUAUCAUCGUCAUCAUCAGCAUCUGGGAGAUCAUUGGCCAGGCAGAUGGGGGCCUCUCUGUGCUGAGGACAUUCCGACUCCUCCGGGUGCUGAAGCUGGUGCGUUUCAUGCCAGCACUGCGCCGCCAGCUUGUGGUGCUGAUGAAGACUAUGGAUAACGUAGCCACCUUCUGCAUGCUCCUCAUGCUCUUCAUCUUCAUAUUUAGCAUCCUGGGAAUGCACAUCUUUGGUUGCAAGUUCAGCCUCAGGACAGACACAGGAGAUACAGUUCCUGAUCGGAAGAAUUUUGAUUCCCUGCUAUGGGCCAUCGUCACCGUCUUCCAAAUCCUAACCCAGGAGGACUGGAAUGUUGUACUGUAUAAUGGCAUGGCCUCCACCUCGCCAUGGGCUUCCCUCUACUUUGUGGCUCUCAUGACAUUUGGCAAUUAUGUACUUUUCAAUCUUCUCGUGGCCAUUCUUGUGGAGGGAUUCCAGGCUGAGGGUGAUGCCAACCAAUCAUACUCAGAUGAAGAUCAGAGUUCUUCAAAUGUGGAGGAAUUUGAUCAAUUCCAAGAGGCCCAAGAAGGCUCAGAUCCCAAGCUCUGUGCAGUCCCUGUGACACCUAAUGGGCACCUGGACCCAUCCUUGCCCUCUUCCAACCCACCAGUGGUUUCUGGAGGGGUCACUAACUCUUCACGCAACUCACUGCAACUUGACCAGAUUCGUGUUGCUGUUGGCUCCCGGAAGAGCAGUGUGAUGUCCCUGGGGAGAAUGACUUAUGACCAGCGAUCCAUGUCCAGCUCCCGCAGUUCCCACUACAGUGCCUGGAGCCGCAGUGGAGCCUGGGGAAGCCGUCGCUCCAGCUGGAACAGCCUGGCCCGAGGACACAGCCUGAAACACAAACCUCCCUCAGCUGAGCAUGAGUCCCUCCUGUCUGGGGAAACACACAAGGCGGCAGAUGGGGAGCCAGAUGGGACAGGAAGGGUGUUUCAUCACCGCCGGACACUCUCUCUGGACAACAAAAGCUCCUGUGACCUGCUGGAGUUACCCUCAGUCCCUUCCGGCCACAGAGUGACCCAUAAGCUGGGAGCACCAGCAGAGGCCAGUGAGCAUCAGGACUGCAAUGGCAAAAUGCCCAGUAUUGUCAAGGAGAUCUUCCCAAAGAUGAACAACCACAAAGAACAGGGAGAGGAUGAUGAAGAAAUAGAUUAUAGCCUGUGCUUUCGCAUCCGGAAGAUGAUGGAAGUCUAUAAGCCAGACUGGUGUGAGUUACGGGAAGACUGGUCCAUAUAUCUCUUCUCUCCACAGAACAGGUUUCGCCUCCUCUGCCAAACCAUCAUUGCUCACAAGCUCUUUGACCACGUAGUGCUGGCCUUCAUUUUCCUGAACUGCAUCACGAUUGCCCUGGAAAGACCCCAGAUUGAACACAGAAGCACGGAAAGAAUCUUUCUCACUGUGUCCAACUACAUUUUCACAGCAAUCUUUGUAGCUGAGAUGACACUGAAGGUGGUCUCUCUUGGCCUGUAUUUUGGGGACCAGGCUUAUCUCCGCAGCAGCUGGAACAUCUUGGAUGGCUUCUUGGUCUUCGUGUCGCUCAUUGACAUUGUGGUCUCAUUGGCCUCUGCUGGUGGUGCCAAAAUCCUGGGAGUGCUGCGAGUGCUCCGGUUGCUGCGCACCCUACGUCCCCUCCGAGUCAUCAGUCGAGCCCCUGGUCUGAAGCUGGUGGUGGAGACAUUAAUUUCUUCCCUCAAGCCCAUAGGAAACAUUGUCCUCAUCUGCUGUGCUUUCUUCAUUAUCUUUGGCAUCCUGGGUGUGCAGCUUUUCAAGGGCAAGUUCUACCACUGCCUGGGCGUUGACAUCAGGAACAUCACCAACCGCUCCGACUGCGUGGCAGCCAACUACAAGUGGGUGCACCACAAGUACAACUUCGACAACCUGGGACAGGCUCUGAUGUCCCUCUUUGUUCUGGCUUCCAAGGAUGGCUGGGUCAAUAUUAUGUAUAAUGGACUCGAUGCUGUGGCUGUUGACCAGCAGCCAGUGACAAACAACAACCCCUGGAUGCUACUCUACUUCAUCUCCUUUCUCCUCAUCGUCAGCUUCUUUGUGCUCAACAUGUUUGUGGGGGUGGUGGUGGAGAACUUCCACAAGUGCCGGCAGCACCAGGAGGCUGAAGAGGCACGCCGGCGGGAGGAGAAGCGCCUGCGACGCUUGGAGAAGAAGAGAAGGAAGGCGCAGCGUUUGCCGUACUAUGCUACCUACUGCCACAUACGCCUCCUUAUUCAUUCGGUCUGCACCAGCCACUAUCUGGACAUCUUCAUCACUUUCAUCAUCUGCCUCAACGUGGUCACUAUGUCCUUGGAGCACUACAACCAACCUGUGUCCCUGGAGACCGCCCUCAAGUACUGUAAUUACCUGUUCACCACUGUCUUUGUGUUUGAGGCAGUCCUCAAGCUGGUGGCAUUUGGUCUACGACGAUUCUUCAAAGACAGGUGGAACCAGCUAGAUCUGGCCAUUGUGCUGCUGUCUGUCAUGGGCAUCACAUUGGAAGAGAUUGAAAUCAACGCUGCUCUCCCAAUAAACCCCACUAUCAUCCGGAUCAUGAGGGUGCUGCGUAUUGCUCGGGUCUUGAAGCUACUGAAGAUGGCCACGGGAAUGCGAGCGCUGCUGGAUACAGUUGUUCAAGCCCUGCCACAGGUGGGAAACCUUGGACUCCUUUUUAUGCUCCUCUUUUUCAUCUAUGCUGCUCUAGGAGUGGAGCUCUUUGGAAAACUGGUGUGCAACGAUGAGAACCCCUGCGAGGGCAUGAGCCGCCACGCCACCUUUGAAAACUUUGGGAUGGCCUUCCUCACACUUUUCCAGGUGUCCACAGGUGACAACUGGAAUGGGAUCAUGAAGGAUACCUUGCGUGACUGCAGCCACGAUGACCGGAGCUGUCUCAGCAACCUACAGUUCAUCUCCCCGCUGUACUUUGUCAGCUUUGUGCUCACAGCCCAGUUUGUCCUCAUCAAUGUGGUGGUAGCUGUGCUCAUGAAACAUCUUGACGACAGCAACAAGGAGGCCCAGGAGGAUGCAGAAAUGGAUGCUGAGCUUGAGAUGGAAAUUACUCAUCAGCUGUGCUCCCACAAGUUGAGCUCUCCAAAUUCAGGACAGGGAAAAGGAACAGGAACAGGAGAAAGUGGUGGUAGAACAGAUCCUGAAGGACGCCUGUGCAUGAGAUGUUACUCUCCAGCCCAGGAGAACUUAUGGCUGGACAGUGUCUCUUUAAUUAUUAAGGACUCCUUCGACGGGGAGUUAAUGAUCAUCGAUAACCUAUCGGGCUCCGUCUUCCAUCAUUACUCCUCGCCGGCCAUGUGCGAGAAGUGUAACCAUGACAAGCAAGAGAUCCAGCUGGCUGAAAUGGAAGCGUUAUCCCUCAACUCAGACAAGUCCUCUUCCAUCCUUCUAGGAGAUGAGUCAGACUAUCGAAACUCUGCUCAGCUGAAUCCUAAGGAGAUCAAGCAGGAUGGCCAGGACAACCCUGACUCCACUGGAGCAGACAAUCUGGGGGAAUGCCUGCUUCCAGCGCCCAGUGGGGAUGGCUCUGCAAACCCAGACAGUUACCUGUGUGAAAUGGAGAAUACUUCUUUCAAUUCAAUUCAGUCUUGGCUAAAGCAUGAAAGUACCAAAGGGCCUGAGGAAGUCUCGUGUCCACACAACCUUCCUAAGAUCUCUCUUCAAGGCUCAUGGGCAUCACUGAGAUCUCCAGGUGUGAACUGCUCACUUCUCCAUCAGCCCCCCGAGAGCGACACGUCGCUGGACAGCCGAAGCAGCAGCUUGGCCGGCAGCUUGCAGACCACGCUGGAGGACAACAGCCUCAACCUCAGCGACUCUCCGCAGUGUACUCUGGAUCUGCCGGUGGCCCUGUGCCCCGUGCCGGCGGCGGGCAGCCAAAGACCCCUAGCAGACGCCCUGUCCCCCGCCUCCCGCCGCCGGAGCCUGCGGGGCCGGGGGCUCUUCAACCUGCGGACCCUGCGCCGCCACCAGCGCAGCCACAGCAGCGGCGGCAGCACCAGCCCCGGUUGCACCCACCACGACUCCAUGGACCCUUCGGAUGAGGAGGGGGCAGGCAGCAGCCUGCGCGGGGGUGGCAACAACAGCGAGCCCUCGGAGACGCUCAGCAGCCUCUCGCUGACCUCGCUCUUCUCGCCGCCCCCACCGGGGCUGACCCUGGUGAAGAAGUGCAGCAGCACCAGCAGCCUCCACGCCAGCCCUUUGCCCCGCCGCCCCGCCGCUCACCACGCCAAGCCCUUCUACACCGUUGACCCUCGGGGCUUCCUCUCGAUGCCCUCCUGGGUGACGGACUUCUGCAAGGACACCCCCUCGCCCAGGGAAGGAGAGGAGCCAGAUGGCCCUGGCAGACUGGGGGCAGGGGACCGCAGCUCCGCGCUGCCCUCCGAGCUGGAGCUGGGCGAUGGAGUCAGCAAGAGGAACAGAUGAGGGUCCCUGAGGUGCAGGGAGGGAGCAUUCGGCCGCUGGAAUGGGGAGCAUGUUUCACUAGCUUCUCCCUGGCAGCAAUUCCAAAGGAUUUGCAAGAAAAAGAAAACAGGCAAACAAAAAUUUAUAAAUAUAUAUAUAUACACAUAUAUAUAUAUAAUAAAUAUUCUGGUACCGUACCUCAGAGGUGUGGGAGAGUGCAAGCAAUACGGGAACAGUCCUGCCUGAGGGCAAGACCUUGACCAUCACCCCAGAGACUAUAGUGACAAAAAAAAGGCCAUGGGGCUGGCAGGGACAGCACCCUCCAGCCAGGUGACUGCUAUGUGGCAGCUGUUUGGAUAUAUACAUAUACAUAUAUAGAGAGAUCGAUUUAUUUAUUUUUUUUACUGAGAGAUUAUGAAUUUCAGAAAGUGCUAAGGAAGAACAAGAGAAUGCGGGGCCUGAAGGAGCUGCUGCACCAAACCAUGAGAGUGGGGUGAAGGGAAGGGAAGCAGGGUGAGCAACAAGGGAAGAGCAUCUGGGGCUUACCUUGUGUGUUUCUGGGAACUUCUUUAUUGUCCAUGCUUCCAUUUCCAAGGUUAAAAAUUGUGGGCCAGAUCUUCAGGGUAUGCAUAAAUUGGCAAAACAUGCUGUUGGUGUAAAGCAGCAGAGUUCUGGCUUGAGGAGAAUUCAUGCUGAUUUACAGCAGGUGAAAAUCUGGCCCCAGCAACAGAGAAAAGCAAAUAGCUAUGGACCACAGGGAAACGUUUUGAGGUGAAAAGCCUUGCGUUGAAAGAAAUGUGUGAACACGACUCAUGGAAGGAGGGAUGGAGGCUACUUACAUGGCUUGUUUUUGUUGCUGUUUUGUCGGGUUUAGUUGUUUCAUUUUCCAAAGAAAGUAAACUACAAAGGGAAAAAAAUCACAAGGCUCGUGGGGAUAUCUGGAGUGAGAGAGGCAGGGUGGAAGGGAAGGGGGAGAUGAAAAGGGGAGAGGAAAUUGAACUUUCCCCCCUUUUAUUUGCAGUAAUUGUGAUAUUUUAUUUUAGAAACCCAAAGGUGCAAAAAUUAUCCCUAGAGAAACUUAUCUGUUAUUUUUGUAUCUAUAGCUAUAUAUAUUAAAAGACUACAAAACCUAGAAUAUUAAAAAAGACAUUAAAGCGAAGGUGGCUUCAACAACACAAAACGCAAUCAGUCCCUUGGCUGAGGGCUAUGCUUGUUCCAAGUUCCAGAAAGAAGACCCUGCAAAGACAUCCUUAGCUCAGUGGUGGUUCUUUCUCCUUUCUGGCAUCAUCCUCUGGCAUUUUCCUGGUUUGCGUCAGUGUAGCUGGGACCAAAGUCCUAAUCAGUGCCAACCAUGGACAUGGGGAGCAGCAGAUAUUGAUUGGAGAGAGUGUGUGUGCUUGUGUGUGCAUGCCACUGUAAGGAUGCUGAUGUGUGUUGUGUCCAGGCCAACUGACUCAUCAGCUGGAGAGAUGGGUGAGAGGGACAAGGAGAACUGCAGCUUUCCUUGUCUCUGCCUUGCAGAGUGGUGGGAGUGGGGAGGAUUGCGGAGGGUGAGGGCAGAACGACCCCUCAAACCAUGACCUGCCUCAGAAUCUAGGAUUCUCUCCAGCAUGAUCUUCUCCCAAUGUGGUUGCAACAAGGCUUCCAGAGGCUGCAUCCUCCUUGUUUUUCCAGUGGUACAACUGCAUAAUUCUCCUUCCUGACAGAGACAACCUGGAUCUCCUCCUGCAGCAACUCCAAGGUUUUAUAACCUUCCCAGAUUUGCAAGUACGUAGGAAAACCAGCCACCCAAGGGGAACAAAGAAUUUUGGAUGUCAUGUACCAUCCCAGGGAUGUUCCACUCAGGUGUGUCAGAGAAAACAGACUGGGAAGGGCAGCAGAGAGAUGAUAGCAGCCUAACGGAGACAGGAAUGUUUAGAGCACUAAGGAGGAGGAGCAGGGCUCCCUGUCCCGUUUUAUCCAAGAGGGCCUCUGCAGCCCUCACAGAGGUCUCCCAGCUGGCAUACGAAGCAUUGUGAAGAGGGCAGCGCAAAAGAUGUUCUGAUUUGAUUGUGACCUGUCUGACUUUAAAGCAGCUGCUGCAUCUUACAAACCAGGGUUAUAAACAGCGAGCGCACCACUUGGGACCAGCAGCCAGGAAAAGGAUAAUUACUAUGUGGACAUAAUUAAUUUGUUCUGUUACAAGCAUGCAUGCUGACUGCAGGGAGGUCAGACCUGUGAGUAGAGGACAGGAGAGCCUGAGUCCUUGUCCUUGCAGAAAGGAUGCAAAUACAUAUUUAUUAAAGCAAUA
Prinia subflava (tawny-flanked prinia) is the source of this 8416-nucleotide messenger RNA. It is a transcript of the gene CACNA1I, whose product is annotated as calcium voltage-gated channel subunit alpha1 I. Bases 499 to 6147 code for a protein of 1882 amino acids. The transcript is spliced from 32 exons. Gene Ontology annotation, molecular function: voltage-gated sodium channel activity; low voltage-gated calcium channel activity. NCBI's taxonomy places the organism in Eukaryota, Metazoa, Chordata, Aves, Passeriformes, Cisticolidae. Gene Ontology annotation, cellular component: voltage-gated calcium channel complex; voltage-gated sodium channel complex; neuron projection. Gene Ontology annotation, biological process: positive regulation of calcium ion-dependent exocytosis; calcium ion import; calcium ion transmembrane transport. The record is from RefSeq and is a predicted model, not a curated record.